This is a messenger RNA of Scheffersomyces amazonensis, 1931 nucleotides long. RefSeq names its product sulfate adenylyltransferase (gene MET3). The transcript has a single exon. Gene Ontology annotation, cellular component: cytoplasm. NCBI's taxonomy places the organism in Eukaryota, Fungi, Ascomycota, Pichiomycetes, Serinales, Debaryomycetaceae. Bases 272 to 1870 code for a protein of 532 amino acids. The record is from RefSeq and is a predicted model, not a curated record. Gene Ontology annotation, molecular function: sulfate adenylyltransferase (ATP) activity. Gene Ontology annotation, biological process: sulfur amino acid metabolic process.
UGUUACCUUUUUCUUUCUUUCUUUCUUUCUUUCUUUCUUUUCUUUUGCAGCUACUCAUAAUGUUAUCAAAAUACCCCGGAACGUAUUCCGGUCCACUUAGUCGGCGUCACGUGCAAUGAUUAAAUCGCAACAAUUCACAUCAAUUUUUUGCUGCCAUUUGCAGUAUAACUAAUAGAUAAUAAAUGAAAUUAUUCAAAUUUUUCAAAAACUUUUAUAUGUUUUCUUUUAUAAUUAUCGCUCUAUAGUAAGUAAUACUCAAUAAAUUCUCACUAUGCCAAUCCCAGUUCCUCACGGUGGAAUCUUAAAUGAUUUAGUUAUUAGAGAUAGUUCUAAAAGAUCAGAUUUAUUAGAAGAAUCUCAAUCUUUAGUAUCAUUAACUUUAAGUCCCAGACAAUUAUGUGAUUUAGAAUUAAUUUUAAAUGGAGGAUUUUCUCCAUUAGAUGGAUUUCUUAAUGAAGAUGAUUAUAAUUCAGUUGUCCACGACUUAAGACUUUCAACUAAAAUAAAUCCAACUACUUCAAAGGGUUAUUUAUGGUCAAUUCCAAUUACUUUAGAUGUAAAUGAAUCAACUGCAACUUCUUUAUCACUUGGUCAACGUAUUGUAUUAAAGGAUUUACGUGAUGAAACUUCACUUGCUAUUUUAACUAUUGAAUCUAUUUAUAAACCAAAUAAACAAGUUGAAGCAGAAAAGGUAUUCCGAGGUGAUCCAGAACAUCCAGCCGUAAAAUAUUUAUUUGAAUCUGCUGGUGAUUAUUAUAUUGGAGGAUCUAUUGAAGGAAUUAAUUAUCCAAAACAUUAUGAUUAUGUUGAAAGUAGAAAAACUCCAACUGAAUUAAGAAAAGAAUUUACUAAUUUAGGUUGGAAUGAUCAAAAUAUUGUUGCUUUCCAAACCAGAAAUCCAAUGCAUAGAGCUCAUAGAGAAUUAACUAUUAGAGCUGCCAAGGAUAUUGGACCAACUGCUCAUAUUUUAAUUCAUCCAGUUGUUGGAUUAACUAAACCAGGAGAUAUUGAUCAUCAUACAAGAGUUAAAGUUUAUAAAACUAUUUUACAAAAAUUCCCUGAUGGAUUAGCUACAUUAUCAUUAUUACCAUUAGCUAUGAGAAUGGGAGGUGAUAGAGAAGCACUUUGGCAUGCAUUAAUCAGAACCAAUUAUGGUGUAGAUCAUUUCAUUGUUGGUAGAGAUCAUGCUGGACCUGGUAAAAAUUCUCAAGGAGUUGAUUUUUAUGGACCAUAUGAUGCACAAGAUUUAUUAAAACAAUAUGAAGAUGAAUUAACUAUUAAAAUCGUACCAUUUAGAAUGGUUACUUAUUUACCUGAAGAAGAUAGAUAUGCACCAAUUGAUACAAUUGAUACUACCAAAGUUAAAACUGCCAAUAUUUCAGGUACUGAAUUAAGAAAUAGAUUAAGAACUGGAGAAUCUAUUCCUGAAUGGUUUUCAUAUCCUGAAGUAGUUAGAAUAUUAAGAGAAACUAAUCCUCCAAGAGCUAAACAAGGAUUUGUUAUUGUUAUUGAUAAUCAAGAAAAAAUUGGUGAUUAUUUAUCUUAUGCUUUACAAUCUACUUUAAAUCAAUUUGGUGGAGAACGUAGAAUUACUAAAUUAAGUGAUGAAGCACAUCUUGAUUCUUUCUUAAUUAAUGAAUUAGUUAAAGCUGGCUCUGGUGUUAUAGUUACCACCAAUUCUUCUAUUAAAUCCAUUAUCAAUGAAGUAGGUAAUGGUAAUUCUAUUCUUGUUAAAUCUGGACCUCAUGAAUCUCAUGUUAUUAAUGGAUUUGCUAAUGAAGAUAAUGUAUUUUCCAUUAAUAAUGUUAAUGAUUUAUCUAUAGUUAUUUCAGAAAUCACUGACUACUUAAAACAACAAGGUUUCUACUAGAUAUUAUAUAAUUCUUUAGUUCGUUUCAGUUAAUUACAUGAUAUAUUUAUUAUUUAUUUAU